AUGCUCCCGGUCCACGUCGAAGCGGAGCGGCCAUCCUACGCGGCCGCUCCCUCGGUGUCGGAGUACGCGCGGCGGAUGCUGCACUACGCGCAGAUGGACAUCGACUACACGCUGGCGCAGAUGAUCUACCUGUGCAUCUCGGUUUACCAGCUCACAUCGUACAGGAAGCAGACCAAGAACCAGUGGGCCAGAGACGACCCCGCGUUCGUCGUCGUGCUGGUGUUGUUCCUGACGGUGGCGGCCGUUUCGUACGGGAUGGCGCUGCAGACGAGCUGCAUGGGCUUUCUCAGGAUUUGGGGCCGAUUCGUGGGCAUCCAGUUUCUUCUCUCUGGGGCCGUGAUAUCGACAACAUGCUGGUUCGUCUCGAACAAGUACUUGCGAGUGCAGUCCUUCCAUGGGGUCGAGCAGCGCCUGGAGUGGAUGUACGCGUUCGACAUCCACUGCAACUCCUUUUUCCCCCUCUUCCUGGUCCUGUAUGUGGCGCACUACUUCCUGCUCCCCUUUCUGGUCGGGCCGACUCUGCUACCGGCCCUCCUCAGCAACGUGUUGUACGCCACAGCCAUCUGCUAUUAUGCGUACAUCACCUCGCUGGGGUACAGCACGCUGCCAUUCCUGGAGCGCACGGAGCUUUUUCUAUCGAAGAC
Molecule: messenger RNA, 644 nt
Organism: Prorocentrum cordatum
Lineage: Eukaryota; Dinophyceae; Prorocentrales; Prorocentraceae
Source: the annotation of a GenBank genome assembly